CCUCUUUCCCUUCUCUUUCUCUUUCUCUUUCACACAAUCUUUAUAAACAAAACAAGCUCCCUUUUAAGCCCUUUCUUUUUUUUUCCAUGGCUCACAAAAUCCACCACUUCUUUUUAAUCUUAGCUUCGUACUCUCUCUGCUCACUGUCGAUUCUCCGUUUCGCCGUCGCAAAUUCCUUUAUUUAGAUUAAACUAGAACAUAUUGACAUUAUGGAAGAAACUGUUGAUGAAGCUAUUGGUGAUGAGGUGAAUGGACUGGAUGCCUUUGAUGGUAGACAACUUCGAAGUAAGGAGAGUGACUAUACUUUGAGGUCCGGAAACUCCAAUAUGCUGCAAUCACAUGAAGUGGUCACACUUAGUGAAGGUGAUCAUUACCAAAAUACUGCCAAUUUGUUUACAGAUAUCCUCGAUGGUAAGAAUCUGGACAGAAUUGGAUCUUCAGAACAUGCAAGUGCUAGCCCUCGUUGUAUGAAUGAUGCUGGGGUCAUGGUUGAAGAAUUGACUCUGAGAAACUACAAUGGGAAAAACUUGGCUGUUGUUGAUACCUUGGGCAAUAAAGAAAUAAUGCAGGUUAGGCCAAACCAGUGGUUUUAUAAGCUAGCAGGUGGAUCUGCAUGCGGAAGCUCACAUGGGGAAGAGGGAGACACAUUAUUUACCGGACUUCUGAAUCAGAAUCAGAAAAAAUUGAAUGAAAUUCGUAAUCUAGACGGAGAAAAUUUGCAGAAUAAUGGUGAUAAAGCUGUUUCGAACAAUUUAUUACCCUCUUCUGAGGGUAUCCGGACGAAGAUUUUUUCUAAGUCGGGUUUUUCUGAGUAUAUUGUGAAAAGCACAUUAAAAGGCAAAGGAAUCAUAUGCAAAAAGCAGUUACCCCGAGUAUCUGCUAGUGAGUCUCAAGGCCAGAUUUAUCCGCAGUGUCCUAAUGCUUCUUCCACCAUUGCAAGUGUGGAUGCAUUUGUUUCACCUUGUCAGGGUAUCUCUGAAAUGGGCUGCAGUGUUAAUCCCAAUGUCUAUCAAGAUGGGAUAGGUUUAAGAGAACGGCUGAAAGCUGGGGGAAAUAAAUUGAACAAAGCUGAAGGCUUGUAUAUUUUCAAACAAGUUCUGGAUUUGGUGGAUUUUGCUCACUCUCAAGGAAUUAUCUUACAAGACUUGCGUCCAUCUUCCUUUAAAUUGUUGCACUCAAACCAAGUUGUAUAUAUUGGAGCAUCUGUACGCACUCAGUUCACUGAAAAUGUGAUUGAUCGAGGUGUUCCUCAGGUGGAGCAUAAUCAGAAAGAGAGGAGUUCAUCUGGAAAAAGCAUUUCUUCCUUGAUCGAUCCCUGUGUAAAGAAGCAAAAACUUAGUGAAGACACCCACGUGAAUAGGAAGUGGCCUCAAUACCCCUUCAUUACAGGCCAUAAAUCUGCUUGCACAAACACUAAAUUAAAUGCUGCACAAGGCUAUGGAGAUGAGUCAAAUGAAGAGGAUUGCCUCAAGACAGAACUUAACAACUCGAACAAGUUUAGAUUGCCUCAACUAUCCAUUAUGCCAAAACCAUUGCUGACUUCCAUGAGCUUUAAUUUGGAGAAGAAGUGGUAUACCAGUCCUGAGCAGUUCAGUGAGGGUGGCUGCACAUUUUCA
Messenger RNA from Nicotiana tabacum (common tobacco), 1616 nucleotides. Lineage: Eukaryota; Viridiplantae; Streptophyta; Magnoliopsida; Solanales; Solanaceae. The record is from RefSeq and is a predicted model, not a curated record.